AUGUCCAACAUCUUCUCUCCAGUGAAGAGGUUUUUCGGCAAAUACUACAGCACGGAAGGUGCUCCACCAGAGAUCUUUAAUAGAACUCUAUACAUUGCCUGUUUUGUCUUUGGUAUUCUCGGUUGCGCUCGUGGUUACGAUGAAGGUUAUAUUGGUGGUCUCGUUGUUAAGGAGCCCUUCAUUGAAAGAUUUGGCUUGAAUAAUCCUGACGCUACUGCGGAGCAGUUGGCUGAUUUGGCGUCUAACAUUACUUCUAUGGUUCUUGUCGGCUCUAUUGGUGGGUCAUUGCUGGCUAUGGUUCUUGUUGAUAGAUUCGGUCGUAUUAGAACUCUUCAAGGUGUCUGUAUUGGCUGGAUUAUCGCAGUUGUUAUUCAGAUAACUUCUCAGUCUGUUGGUCAACUACACGUUGGGAGACUGUUUGAAGGUUUCUGCGUGGGUCAAACUGUGGUUAUAGGCCCUUGUUAUCUUUCAGAGAUUUCUCCAAAGAACAUCCGUGGUUUGACCAACUGUAUCUUUGCUGGUGCCGUGUACGUGGGUUCUUUCCUCUCUAACUUUAUCAAUUACGGCUGUGCAGUUAAUAUGGAUCCGGACUCAGACCAGCAAUGGAUCGUUCCAACUGCUUUCAAAAUCGUUUUGGCUGGUCUAUUGUUCAUCGGAAGUCUUUUCUGCUAUGAAUCACCAAGAUGGUUGGUCAAACGUGGCAGAGUCGAAAGAUCUGCUUUGAUGUUGUCAAAGAUCAGACACCUUCCAACAGACCAUGCAUACGUUCAAUCAGAGAUCCAUGAUAUCCAAGCUCAGUUAGCUCUUGAAGAAGAGGCAAGAGGUAAGUACACACUUCUCGGUAUUUUCAAAGAGCUCUUCUUAGUCAAAUCUGUCCGUUACCGUAUUCUACUUGCGCUGACUGCACAAAUCCUUGGCCAAUGGUCCUUCGCAGGAAGUAUCACUGUUUAUAUGCCUGAUUUGGUUGGUCUUGUUGGAGUCCAAGGUAAUGAUAGAUUAUUGUACUCUUGUUUCUUAGGUGUCGUGAAAUUUACUUCGGCAUACAUUAGUGCCUUCUUCAUCAUUGAUUACUUUGGAAGAAAGAGGGCUCUUUACCUGGGUAUUACGGUUCAAUUGUUAUCAACUCUGUUCUUUGCUAUUUACAUGAUCAUUGUUCCUAAUGGAGGUGAAGAAGGUUCCACUGUUUCCGAUUCAGCUCGUAGAGCCAGUUAUGCGGCUCUAGCAGCCUUGUACAUGUCAGGUGUCGGCUGGACAAUGGGCUGGAAUUCCAUUCAAUACUUGAUCAACGCUGAAAUGUUACCUUUGGGUGUUCGUAAUAUUGGUACUGCUAUGAUCAUGGCAUGGCACUAUAUCCACCAAUACUCCACCACAAAGGCUAUGCCAUCCAUGCUCAUUACAAUUACUCCAGGUGGGACGUUCUUUAUGGGCUCUGCUAUGUUGCUUAUGGGUUUGUUCUGGGCAUGGUUCUUCCUUCCAGAAAUCUCUGGAAGAUCUUUGGAGAGUAUGGAAGAGUUGUUUGACCUGCCUUGGUACCUCAUCGGAAGAAAAGGUGCUCAGCUCUGUCCUGACAGAUCUGACAUUGCACAGCUUAAGGAUAACGAUAUCGUUGAUGCAGAAAGUAAGGAGGAUGAUAUCGUUGAGCGCACUGAGUCUCGUGACAAUAGUUCGACUGAGCACCGUGAGACUGUGGACUUGGAAAAAGCUGUUGCUAGCGAGAAGAAAUAA
This is a messenger RNA of Williopsis jadinii, 1725 nucleotides long. Its product is annotated as high-affinity glucose transporter of the major facilitator superfamily. The transcript has a single exon. NCBI's taxonomy places the organism in Eukaryota, Fungi, Ascomycota, Saccharomycetes, Phaffomycetales, Wickerhamomycetaceae. Gene Ontology annotation, cellular component: membrane. The record is from RefSeq and is a predicted model, not a curated record. Gene Ontology annotation, biological process: carbohydrate transport; transmembrane transport. Gene Ontology annotation, molecular function: carbohydrate:proton symporter activity. Bases 1 to 1725 code for a protein of 574 amino acids.